GAACGGUUCAUGUCCAUCAAAGUGAGCAAAGACUCGGUAGAUGAUUGCUCGAGAGUCCCGACUCCCGACACACUUGCCACGUCAGCUUGAUUCAAGCUGUUUGUCUGGGCUUCCGGCUGGCCCAUUGUUUCAUGAGCCCUGAAAUCGAGCAAAUGGUGCGCUAACGCUCCAUCAUCCAACGCCCAGAUGAGCUUGUCACGAGUUCAAGAGCCCUCUGGCGAGCCUGAAAGCAGCACGCAACAGUUGAAGGAGGCUUUGUCAAAGGAGUCAGACGUUUGUUCAAAGGAGUGCGUACGGGCUGUGGAAAAGUGCGAGAGGAGAUCUGACUUAGCGCUUACUUUAGCAAGGGUGUAUCAUUCGGCGUACAACGUCUUUCACAUGAGGCGGUUGAACGAACUUUUGGGGCGGUCGAGUGGUCUUCCGCCCUGUGGCAGUCCUGUCUGGAUUUUGGGGCUGUGUCAUGAGGGCUCAGACGAUGGAACCACACUCAAGCAGGAGGUGGCAGACAGCAUUCUGGCAGAUUUUGCUUCUAGAUUGUGGUUCACAUACAGAAAAGACUUUGAAGCAAUUGGCGAUUCAAAGCUCACAGCCGACGUGGGUUGGGGCUGCAUGAUCAGAAGCGGCCAGAUGAUGCUCGGACAGGCUCUCCUUCAGCACUACUUGCAACGAGACUGGCGAUGGUCCUCUGAGAGUCCUGCCUCGCCAGACUACCUACAACUUGUUAGGAGCUUUGGGGAUUGUCAAGUGCCCUCUUGUCCGUUCUCGCUGCACAACAUCGUGUUAGCGGGGGCAGCGCAUGGGGUCACUCCUGGAGCGUGGCUGGGGCCCUACACCCUCUGCCGGUCACUUGAGGCACUGGCUGAGUCUGAGAGCAGCAAAGAUGCGUUUCCGUUUGCCGUGUGCGUGGUCUCAGGUGAAGCGGACGGUGAACGUGGGGGCGCUCCAGUUCUCGGGCUUGAGGAUGUUGCCGACCUCUGCCGAAGACGGGCUGGCGCUGAUGCGGAGUCCAGCUACAGCGACCUUCUUUCAGAGGCGCCUGAGCACUGGUCGCCCCUGCUGAUCCUGGUGCCGCUGGUGCUGGGGGUGGACAAAGUGAACCCGCGGUAUCUGCCCUCCUUGAAAGCCGCGCUCACCUUCCCGCAAAGUGUCGGCAUCGUUGGGGGAAAGCCUGGCGCAUCUGUGUACAUAAUUGGAUAUCAGGAGGAACAGGUCUUCUACCUAGAUCCGCACGAAGUCCAACCAGCGGUGCUGUUGCAAGGCCAAGAGGAGAAACCUGACACGAGUUCGUACCACUGCAGCACAAUAAGGCGGAUGCCGAUUGACUCCCUAGACAACUCCCUUGCUCUGGGGUUCUACUGCCGAGAUCACGGAGAGUUCGUAGACUUGUGUCAUCGCGUGACGACGUUGACCGAGGCGGCCGGAGGUGCACCCAUGUUCACGGUCGACCUCAGAGGUAAAUCAGGAGCAAGCACAAGUGCACAGGUAGAGACUCAAGAUUUCGAGGAGGAAGGUGAAGACGAGUCAAGCAACAAAGAUGAGUGGCAACUCUUGUAACAUACUAGACUCCCCUGCCAUAUAGUGACGUUGAUAUUUCUGUAUAUAACUGCAAGAACACUUGGUAUGCGCAGCAUUUAACUUGGAAUGCUUCGUCCUUCAUUCUCAACG
Molecule: messenger RNA, 1665 nt
Organism: Klebsormidium nitens
Lineage: Eukaryota; Viridiplantae; Streptophyta; Klebsormidiophyceae; Klebsormidiales; Klebsormidiaceae
Source: the annotation of a GenBank genome assembly